Aplosporella prunicola CBS 121167 is the source of this 1076-nucleotide messenger RNA. RefSeq lists its product as uncharacterized. The coding region runs from base 165 to 1076 and encodes 303 amino acids. The transcript has 2 exons. Gene Ontology annotation, molecular function: 2 iron, 2 sulfur cluster binding. The record is from RefSeq and is a predicted model, not a curated record. Lineage: Eukaryota; Fungi; Ascomycota; Dothideomycetes; Botryosphaeriales; Aplosporellaceae.
AUCCAACUUGCCACUGGCUCCCAACGAAACGGCAGACUCGAGCUCCGUUUUACGAAGACCUCGACAGCUUCCCGCCCGGAAGACGCAUCGCCGCAUCUGCACGCGCAACCCUCACUCACCCACCCUCCAAAGAGCACCGCCACAGCAACCACACACAUUCCAAAAUGGCCACCGUCACGGAAAUCACGAGCGACGCCGACUUCGCAGCACACGUGGCGAGCGUGCCGUCAGACGCGCUGCUCGUAGUGUACUUCCACGCGCCAUGGGCCGCGCCCUGCAAGCAGAUGACGACGGUGCUGACGGCGCUCGCGAGCACGUACCCAGCGAGCACGCCGGCCGCGGUCGUGUUCGUGGCCGUCAACGCCGAGGAGCUGCCCGACGUGUCCGAAGCCUACGACGUCACGGCCGUGCCGUACAUAGUGCUGCAGCGCGGCGGGCAGACGGUGGAGACGGUGUCCGGGUCGGACGCGGGCAAGGUGCGCGCCGCGGUCGAGAAGCACGCGGGCAAGGCGGGCAACCCGGGCAAGCUGGGGCUGCCGCCGCCACAGGCCGUGACCAAGCCCGCGGGGACGCAGCAGGACGCCAACGGCGACGCUGCUGCUGCGGGGCAGAGUGCUGGUGCGGCGAAGAACCUCAGCGCCUACGCGCCUGCCGAGGGCGACCCCGCUACCGCGCCCGAGUUUAGCGCCGGCGAGCAGCAGGCUAGCAAGGAGGAGCUGUUUGCGCGGCUGGACGGGCUCGUCAAGGCCGCCCCCGUCAUGCUGUUCAUGAAGGGCACGCCCAGCGCGCCCCAAUGCGGCUUCUCGCGGCAGACGGUCAGCAUGCUGCGCGAGAAGGGCAUCCGCUACGGCUUCUUCAACAUCCUCGCCGACGACGAGGUCCGCCAGGGCCUCAAGGAGUUUGCCGACUGGCCGACGUUCCCGCAGCUGUGGGCCGGCGGCGAGCUCGUGGGCGGCCUCGACAUCGUCCGCGAGGAGUUCGAAAACGACCCCGACUUCCUCAAAGACUACGCCGUGAGCGCCGCGCGCAACUCGGGCGGCCCCGCCUCUGCAGACCAGCAGGCCGCGCCCUCAUAA